CAGGUGUACCACCCGAAGAACGCGAUGGACCAUUAUCUUCUGCUGGUACACAGGUGAAGAGGUGAGGUGGUCGGCGGCUGGCCAUGAGCCGCAGCCGCGGACCAAUCAGACUGAAGCCGCUGCCCGUUGCUGCCGCCCCACAGCUGCUGCUACUGCUGCCGCUGCUACUGCUCGCCUGCCACUGUCAGCAGCUACUUGCCGCAUUGCCACUGUCCCCCCCGCCCACCACCAACCCCGAUCCACCCUCACCACCGCCAAAAUGGUAGCUGUUGCCACCAGGCCUGAUAAAAUGGCAAUGUACAAAGUGGCGCCCAAUGUGGGGCCAUUUGACCACAAAUCAGCACCCAAUGUGGGACCAUUUGACCACAAAUUAGCAACCAAUGUGGGACCAUUUGAUCAUAAUAUGGCUCCCAAUGUGGGACCACUCGACCAAAAAAUGGGACCAUCCGACCCCAACAUCACCAUUAUAGACAACCUGGACACUACACCUGUUAACACCACCAAAGUGUCUCCAAACACCAAGAGGCAACCCAUUGACCUCACUGUUGGCUACCUGACAGCAAUCAAGGGUGAUGUCAAGGAUCGCCAAGGGCUGGCUGUGUCUGGAGCCCUUACCAUGGCCUUGAAAGAGGUUAAUGACUCACCAGACCUGUUGCCAGAUGUUCGUCUAGUCCUGCGCUGGAACGACACAAAGGGUGACACAGUGCAAACCACCCGCGCCAUGACAGACAUGAUCUGUGAUGGAGUGGCCGCCUUCUUCGGGCCAGAGGCAUCCUGCUAUGUUGAGGCCAUCAUUUCGCAUGCCCGAAACAUACCUAUGAUUAGUUAU
Messenger RNA from Nilaparvata lugens (brown planthopper), 829 nucleotides. RefSeq names its product receptor-type guanylate cyclase Gyc76C-like. The transcript has 3 exons. Lineage: Eukaryota; Metazoa; Arthropoda; Insecta; Hemiptera; Delphacidae. The annotation marks the transcript as partial. The record is from RefSeq and is a predicted model, not a curated record.